AUGACCACUAAAGUUUCAGCUAAAGGGGAUGUAUACAGCUUUGGAAUACUUCUACUGGAGAUGUUAACUAGAAAGGGGCCUACUAGUGAUGCCUUCAAAGAAGAAAUGAACCUCCACAAACUUGUUGAAAUGACACUUCCUACACGAAUUACUGAGAUAUUAGACCCAUACCCCUUGAUGGAAAUAGAAGAAGCAGGUGGCGCAGAUGUAUCAACAAAUGAAUCAAAAAUGAGAAUGCUAGAAUGCACUACUUCAGUACUUAGAGUUGGCAUUUUGUGCUCCAAGGAGUCACCAAAAGCUCGACCACAUAUGGAAGAUGCCAUGAAGGAACUAAUCAACAUCAAGGAUGCAUUUCUGAGGUUGGUUAUUUAA
Zingiber officinale is the source of this 372-nucleotide messenger RNA. Its product is annotated as receptor kinase-like protein Xa21. Bases 1 to 372 code for a protein of 123 amino acids. The transcript has a single exon. NCBI's taxonomy places the organism in Eukaryota, Viridiplantae, Streptophyta, Magnoliopsida, Zingiberales, Zingiberaceae. Gene Ontology annotation, biological process: protein phosphorylation. Gene Ontology annotation, molecular function: protein kinase activity; ATP binding. The record is from RefSeq and is a predicted model, not a curated record.